CUGCGUCUUCUUUUGAAAUCGCAAGAGAGAGAGAGAGAUAGAGAGAGAGAGAGAGAGUUUUUCCCCCACGCCACUCGUUUCCUCUUCUCCUUCUCCUCGCACCCCACCCACCAAACCCCCAUUUCCAUUUCCUCCUCAUCGUCUUCGAUCCAAUCCCCCCCCCUCUCCGAUCCCCAAUUUUGCGUGCAACGAUUGCAGCUUCGAUCCCUUUGGCUCCUCCUCCUCUUCCUCCUCCGAUCGAGGUUUUGUUGCGGAGAUCGGAGGGCAUUGACUCGGAGUUCUCGGAUUUGGGGGUUUUCGAGGGGAAUUAGGGCGUUUUCGAUGGGUUUGCUGUUCGUGGAGUCUCUCCCGGGGCCGAAGGUGUUCAAAUGCAUAUUCUGCAAGGUCGAUUCAGCGUCGCUCGACGCCAUCGUCUCCAAGGACUUCAAUGGACGGUACGGCCGCGCCUACCUCUUCAAGAAUGUGGUAAAUGUUUGCUUGGGCCCGAAUGAGGAUAGGCACCUCUUGACGGGAUUGCACACGGUGAAUGAUAUCUACUGCAGCUCCUGCCACCAAUUACUUGGCUGGAGAUAUGAGAAAGCUUACGACGAAACCCAGAAAUACAAGGAGGGCAAGUACAUUUUAGAGAGAGCUAGGAUGGUAAAAGAAGGCUGGUGAUUCUCCAAGAUGCUGGAUUUUGGCAGACCGAACUGAACUGCAAAUCAAACCACAUAGGUAUGUGUAAACCCUGACUAUUGGUUACUUCAUUUUAAGAUUCUUGCACAGUUACAUUAUAACAAAAAACUAAUGGCUCAGAAAAUGCAUGCUAUCUUAAACUGAAUCAAAGCCUAAAUUGGGCGUGGAUUGGUUUAAGGAAGUUACUUCUUGUACGGCCAUGUAGGAAGUGUAUAUCUUACACUCUCUAGAUGCUAGAGUUUAAAAAAUUCCUUUAAAUUUUGAGUAAAUAUAAUAAUAAUAAUAGUAACGAGACUAGCUGAUGGAUUCUAGUCACACAAAGUCUUGGGUGUAAGAUUUAUACCUAAAUACUAGUUUGUACAGGUAA
Molecule: messenger RNA, 1042 nt
Organism: Ananas comosus (pineapple)
Lineage: Eukaryota; Viridiplantae; Streptophyta; Magnoliopsida; Poales; Bromeliaceae
Product: putative yippee-like protein Os10g0369500
Exons: 4
Coding region: 322-657 (111 amino acids)
Source: RefSeq, a predicted model, not a curated record